CUGCAUAUAUAUAUAUACAUCAUGCGAUAUAUUUCGAGUCACCUGGAUGAGAGACGAAGUAGUCAGGGGUUUGGUUCCAGCAAAGUCCACGUGGCAGUGAUUAGAUUUCGUGUCCGCCACGACCCCUCCAAUGCACACUUGCUUGAUUUCGUACUUCACCGCCCCCGUCCCAUUUCCUUGAAAAAUCCAGAAAGGUCAUUACAAGAUUUACCAGACAACGGGUCACCGCCUUCCCCAAUAUGUGGACGUCUGCUGUAUGGGUGCUGUUCACUGGCAGCGUUUUCGUAAUUUGUUCAGCCGGUCCACCUGUUAAAGUUUCGCUGAGGUCGUCAUGGCGUGCACCACCAGUCCUGGUCGAAAUAAUUGAGACGGUCGCGCUGGAGAAUCCAGAUGCUUUUUUCCCAUUCGUCGACAGUAUAACGAAUCCCGAAACACAUGCGCUCGCAAAAGACCUUAGUCCCGAAGCCGUGCAUCAGCUUGCACUGCAAGCAGCUGCAACAAGCGGGUUCCUUUCGGAACCGGGGGCUCUGACCGCGGUAGAAAUGAACCUAGCAAUGCACUCUGCGACACCGAAGAUUGAGGCUUUUUAUCAGUACUACUCUGACCUGAAUUCGGAAGUUGAUUGCGGCUCCUGGGUUGACUGGUAUGGCACAGUUGUAUGUGACGUAGAGACUCUGGUCCAGCUUGCGGGCAGGGAGACCAUUGAUUCGAAGCAAGACUUACCUACUCCUUUCAGCCGGCCCAAGAUCCUGUCCUUUGAUCACAUCAACCCUUCUCCCAGCCUGACCUUGGACAUUCCGCCUCGCACGGCCAUUCUAUACGCGUCUUUAGACUCGGAAAAUUUCCGCGAGCUACAUUCGUAUCUGUUAUCCCAUGCUUCUUCGAACAGCAUUGAAUACGUCUUGCGACAUAUUCCCCCCAAGCAAACCGACAAUGCUCCGAAAAGUUUCUUGUCUGGCUACGGUGCUGCGUUGGACCUCAAGAAGAUGGAUUACUUGGCAGUGGAUGAUCGAAACAUGAAUGGCGUAGCUGGAGCCGCAGACGAUACCUCGGAGGUUGGGAAACGAAUUGACGCUGUGGCAUCUUUGAUAGAAGCGCAUCCGGAGAAUACCACCGCACCGGAAGCCACAGUCCCGCUGACAGAUGAGGAAAUCUUAGUGCUGAGUUUGAAGGCAUCUCAAAUCAUUGCCGAAUCUUCCGAGCCUCUGGAUACACUUAGAAUCAUUUCGCAAGACUUUCCCAGAUAUGCAACUUCGCUCGGAAGACGCGUUGGAGCAAAUGAGAGUAUCGCUCAAGAAUUACACACCAAUCAACUCAGAGUACAAGCCGGUGGACAUGCUUUCUGGCUCAACGGAGUACCACUCGCAGAGAAGGAUGUCACGCCGUAUGGAUUGCUGAGGGUGUUUCGUAAGGAGCGUGGAAUAAUGUCGUCGUUGACUUGUUUGGGUCUUUCAAGGGCUCAGGCGAUGGAACUGCUCACGCAUCCCAUCAUUGCAGCUGGUCAAGGUGACAAGACUGGGUUUGAUGACUUGGUUGAUGCUAGCGAUCGACCUGAAGGAGGUGAGGUCAUCACUUGGUGGAACGACUUGGAAAAGGAUAGCAGAUAUCAACGUUGGAAUCCAGCUCUUUCUAUGCUCCUCCGGCCUUUGCAUCCAGGACAGUUCCAUAACAUCAAACUGAACAUAUUCAACAUCGUUCUGGUACUAGACUUAUCUCAGACCAAUGCAUUGACUUUCAUUGGCGGCGCAGUUUCUAACAUCAUCGAAAGAAGCUUUCCUUUCCGCUUUGGCAUAGUACCUAACAUCGAAAGUGAAGAUGGUCUCAAGAUGGCCCGGUUAUUCUACUUCCUUGUGGAUAAUUUUGGCAGAAAGAAAACGAUGGGGUACUUGAAGAAGUUAUCGCCGGUCGGUAUGCCGCCGCAUCAUAGGAAAACGCAUGUUCAAUGGGACCUAGUCCGUUCAGAGUUUGAAGAUCUGUUGGAUGCGGAGGACUCGGAACUCGAAGACGCGAUCUUUGAUAGCAUUCUUAAGGGACAAGUAGAGGCCUCUAAGUCUUUUAAAAAGAUCGAUGUAUACUCCAAGCGUGUAGGUGCCUCUAUGUCUUCCAGUCCAGAAGGGCAUUGUUUUGUCAAUGGGAAACACUUUGACAUGAGCGAGACCUUCCUUCGCAGCAUGCAAAUAGAAGUGAAUAGACAGGUACAACAUCUUCAAGAGGAGUUAUACGAGGGAAAACUAGUAGAUGAUAAUGGCGGUUCCGUGUCGACGUACUUUUACGACCUUCCCACGACUCAGAAAACGAGGAACCGGUUCAUCAUUCCUUCAAAUGCGAUCGGAGGCGUGCGCAUAUAUAACCUCCCAGAACUGUUUGUUCGCACAGGCUUCGACGCCGGCCCUGGUGCUUUCGUAUAUCCUCCCGAGGGGGAAACACCCAUUACGCUCUUCCUCAUCGCUGAUUUUAACACCGAGGAUGGGCUCGAACUUCUAAAGUCGGCAUUGAUGUCGAUUGACGAAGGAUCUGAAACUCGACUGUCGUUCAUUCACAAUCCAAGUGAUCCAAAGUUGGAUAUUACAGCGCAGCAAACGCUCGUCGCGUGGUUGUUAAUGCAUCUCAUAUCUAAGGGACUCCUGUCGAAGUCGUCACCAGCUCAAUUGAUGACAGCUUUGGGACUGGAAGCCACUUUGUCAACGGAUGGAGGAAGCUCACAGUUACCCUUGUCUCAAGAAGGCACCUUUCAGGCACUCGCAGGACAAUCGAAAGUGGAUCCCAAAAAAAUGUCACAGCUCAUAAAGAGUAGCCGUUUACUGGUGCGGGACAUACAGCUACCUGCAGGUUCCCAGGGUAUCCUUGUAAAUGGAAGAGUUAUUGGACCAUUGGAAACUAAAGAGUUUACUUCUGUAGACUUCCAGGCGUUAGAAACGUAUGAGCUGCAUAGGCGUGUCGAUUCUGUGGUAUCUGCGUUACAUGACAUCUUACCCUCUGCUGGCGAGCUCGAUCGGCAAGUAAAAUCUCCUUCGGACACACAUCCAACUUACAGAACAGUUAGUGCGUCGUUGGCCAACCUGGUCUCACUGGCUUCGUCGGUUAUAUCAUCGAUAAGUUUGCCUGAUCCAAGUGAGGUUGGUCUUUUCGAUACAGCACCGAGACCUCGUCAAAGAAACUACAGGGUCCUCGAGAGCGAAUAUACCGGUUUCGAAUAUGGUGAUAAUACCACGGCGUUAUAUCAAAUUUCCGCCAUUAUUGACCCUAUAGGCGAACUUGCUCAGCGUUGGUCAAGUCUAUUACAGUGGAUAUCUACUUUUCCGGACACCUACAUUGAGAUACAUUUGAAUCCCGGACCACAUAGUGAAAUUCCACUGAAACGUUUCUUCCGGUACAAUUUGAUUCCAUCGCUGUCUUUUGAUGAAGAUGGACAAGAGCUUCCUGCCCAAACCAUCUUCGAAGACCUGCCCGUUGAUCCUAUUUAUACGCUUGCUAUGGAUGUACCUUCCUCCUGGCUUGUCCGACCGAGAGAGGCCCUAUAUGAUCUGGAUAAUAUUCAACUGGGUAGCAUAUCACCGGAAGAUAGCAGUGUCGACGCUGUGUUUGAUCUGGACUACAUCGUCGUGGAAGGCCACGCUCGUGAAACCGUAACCGGAGCCCCUCCUCGUGGUGUCCAAUUAGAGUUGCGUAGCGGCGACAAUCCGGCGGUUGAUGACACCCUUAUUACAGCAAACUUGGGCUACUUCCAAUUCAAGACUAAACCUGGGGUGUUCAAACUGGAAAUUCGAGAAGGACGCGGACGAGAUAUUUUCACUAUUGAUAGUGUCGGUAAUGAAGGAUGGAAUAGUCCAAGCGUAGAUGUCGUAGGGAACGAGAUGACGGUUACGAGCUUCGAAGGCUUGACUUUGUACCCACGGUUUAAUAGGGAGCCUGGGAUGGAGACGGUUGACGUGCUUGACCCGCGAUACAAGAAAGCCGACGAUUCCGAGGGGUUGUUGGGUGGCAUAACUUCAAUAUUCAGAUCUGUCUUCGGUUCUACCGAUUCCUCCAUAGCUGCUGUUAACAAACAAGCCGAUAUCAACAUUUUUACUGUCGCCUCAGGAUUGCUCUAUGAGAGAUUCGCCUCGAUUAUGAUUCUUAGCGUGAUGCGCAAUACCAAGAGCACUGUCAAGUUCUGGUUCAUCGAAAACUUCCUUUCGCCCUCUUUUCUGGAAUUUAUUCCUCAUCUUGCCAAGGCUUACGGAUUCCAAUACGAGCUGGUGACUUAUAAGUGGCCGUCGUGGUUACGUGCUCAAAAGGAGAAACAAAGAAUCAUAUGGGCGUACAAAAUACUUUUCUUAGACGUCCUCUUCCCUAUGGACCUCAAGAAAGUUAUCUUUGUAGACGCGGAUCAGAUAGUCAGAGCUGAUCUUCAGGAACUGGUGGACUUAGAUCUUCACGGUGCACCUUAUGGUUACACGCCCAUGGGUGAUGAUAACACCGACAUGGAAGGCUUCCGCUUCUGGAAGACCGGAUACUGGAAGGAUUUCCUGAAAGGACGCCCGUAUCAUAUCAGUGCACUGUAUGUUGUUGAUCUCGUUCGGUUCCGUCAAUUCGCUGCUGGUGACAUAUUGCGUGGCCAAUACCAGCAGUUAUCAGCCGAUCCGAACUCGUUGGCGAACUUGGACCAAGACUUGCCAAACAACCUGCAACGCGAGGUCCCGAUAUUCUCAUUGCACGAAGACUGGCUUUGGUGUGAAACUUGGUGUAGCAAGGACCGGCUGCAUAGGGCCAAGACCAUCGACCUUUGUCAGAACCCGCAAACGAAAGAGCCCAAAUUAGCCAGAGCACGAAAGAUACCUGAGUGGGAAGUAUACGACACAGAGAUCUCUCAGUUUACUCGCAAGCUUGAUGAAGAGGGCCUUAUAAGAUCCCGCAUUGCGACUGCUGAUACCAAUGUGCUAGCUGGUGCUGGAAGUGCUCCCAGCAGUAGUCCUGGUUCUACCACUGACCCGACGGACAACAGUGGAGAUGAUUCCGCAGAUGGUUUCAGAGACGAACUAUAGGAUUAAGCUUAGAUUUACAUACUUGUUGUGGAGAUACGGCGAACACAUCCUCGCAGGAACGAACGACCAGUGCCAACAUGCAUCUUGCAAAUUGGAUAAAAGGAUAAUAUUCAUACAUACGCCAUUUAUAUUCCUAAAACAACUUGGUGC
Guyanagaster necrorhizus is the source of this 5174-nucleotide messenger RNA. RefSeq lists its product as uncharacterized. Gene Ontology annotation, cellular component: endoplasmic reticulum. The transcript is spliced from 29 exons. Bases 240 to 5024 code for a protein of 1594 amino acids. Gene Ontology annotation, biological process: ERAD pathway. NCBI's taxonomy places the organism in Eukaryota, Fungi, Basidiomycota, Agaricomycetes, Agaricales, Physalacriaceae. Gene Ontology annotation, molecular function: UDP-glucose:glycoprotein glucosyltransferase activity. The record is from RefSeq and is a predicted model, not a curated record.